AUGACCAUUUCUUCUCCCGAAUGGAAAACCCCAAAGGAGACUUCUUUUGAUUUGGAUUGGGCCAACUUGACUGUGAUCGAUCUUUCCAAAUUUGAUGACGUACAAGGUAGAAAAGAACUUGUCCAAGAAUUGGGUGAAGCUGUCAAAAAAGACGGAUUUUGGGCAGCUGUUGGAACAGGUAUAUCUGAAGAAGAAAUCAAUGAUCAAUUUAAGUUGGGACUGAAGUUCUUUAGUGACUAUGAACUUGAUGAUAAACUGAGACAAUUAGUAAACUUUGAGGAAGGAAAUUAUUUUGGAUAUAAACCUAAGGAUAUUAAGACCGUGUUUGGCACAGACGUAAAGGAUAAUGUAGAGACACUAAACAUUGCCAAAUUUACGAAAGCAGGUGAUUAUGAUGAAUAUUUCAAACAAAAUUACAUUCACGACUACAGAGAACAAUUAGAAUUGGUUUCCAGAAGGUCCUGGGAAGUUGCAAGAAAACUUUUGAUACUUUUCGCUUUGAUUUUGGAGCUUGAUGAAAACUAUUUUGUACUCAAGCAUUUGUAUGAUGAACCAAGUGAUGACCACUUGAGAUAUAUGAAAUAUCAUCCCAGAAGCGAAGAGGACGAUGCAAAAGUUGAUAACAUUUGGGCGAGGGGCCACACAGAUUUUGGACUGUUGACAUUAUUAUACAAUCAGCUUGUGGCUGGAUUGCAAAUCCAAGUAGGUGAUGGCUCUUGGAAGUAUGUUAAGCCAGUAAAAGGAGGAAUCAUUUGCAAUAUUGGUGACACCUUGUCAUUUUGGAGUGGUGGUUACUUUAAAUCAACCAUUCAUAGAGUUGUUAGACCUCCACCUGACCAAAUCAAUGCACCUAGGAUUGGUUCGUUUUACUUUGUGCGCCCAGCAGGACUUAUCUCUAUUGCAGACUCGCCUUUGUUAAGAAGACUAGGUCUUUAUAAAGAGACCAAGCCUAUUACUGGUACCGAAUACGUUAGACUGAGAGUGAAGAACUACCAUGAUCUUCCCAACUAUGAAAGAAAGACUGAUGCUACAUUCAAACAUGGAGAUUUCGAAAUAAGAGAUGGCUUUUAA
Messenger RNA from Dujonia railenensis, 1071 nucleotides. Lineage: Eukaryota; Fungi; Ascomycota; Pichiomycetes; Serinales; Debaryomycetaceae. The record is from the annotation of a GenBank genome assembly.